Messenger RNA from Xyrichtys novacula (pearly razorfish), 6104 nucleotides. The record is from the annotation of a GenBank genome assembly. Lineage: Eukaryota; Metazoa; Chordata; Actinopteri; Labriformes; Labridae.
AUGCCGAUCAUCAGCAACGCCAACCACGACUUCAGCGCCUACUCCAUCAGCAGCGAUGACAGCAGCCUCGAUCGCUUCUUCACAGAGAUCCCAGAGACCGAGACCAUCAAGGGCGUUUACUUCAAACGCGCUCAGCUGCUUCGGGACCCCAAGGCUUCAUACGUGGUCGACCACACCCUGCAGGUUCUCAUCAAUGUUGGAGGAAACCGCUACACCUUUCCAUGGAGCACCUUGGAGCAGUUUCCCCAGAGUCGUCUGGGGCGUCUGCGGUUCUGCUCCACCCCUGAGGAGAUCGCACGGCUCUGCGACGACUACGAUGAGACUCGCCAGGAAUACUUCUUUGACCGAAACCCGACAGCUUUCAGGGUCAUCCUCAACUUCCUGGCGGCAGGGAAGCUCCGCCUGCUGCGGGAACUGUGCGCCGUGUCCCUGCACGAUGAGCUGGAUUACUGGGGGGUGGACCCCGGACAUAUGGAGCGCUGCUGCCGUCGCCGAAUGAUCACCAGGGUGGAAGAGGUGACCGACCGAGAGCGCAAAGAGGAGGAGUGGAGGCAGAAGAGGAUGACGCUGAAGAAAAACACCCGUCCCAAUGAAAAAGGGUACCGCCGACUGACCGGGGCGCUGAGGGAGGUGGUGGAAAACCCUCAGUCCGGGUUGGCGGGAAAGACGUUUGCCUGUCUGUCUGUGGUCAUGGUGCUGGUUACCGUCAUCAGUCUCUGCAUCAGCACCAUGCCAGACCUCCGAGAUGAAGAGAACAAGGUGAGUACGAGACGGACAGACACAUGCUGACCAAACAGGUUCAUUACAGAAGGUUUCCAAGACCCGACAGACCAGAGUCAUCAAACCAGAGUCACCCCCGACCUCCACCUUCAUCCUGAUCGUCUCCUAAAAGGUCGUAUCCUCCGAUCGUAGCUGAUCGUAACCAUUCAAGUUAACGUGUCGAUUUACACCGACUUCUUUCCGUUCCUCUGCGGAUCGCCGGACUCCUCAGCUGAUCACAAGAGUUCUAUUUUUUCUGGACGCCGGAGCAUGGCGGAUAAAUUCAGCACAGAUUAACCCGUGCUGGAAAGGAAGUCGGGCACAGACACAAAAUAAAACAUCCGGCUUCUUUUCAAAAUAAAACACUCCGUGUUUCAGGAGGAUCGUAUUUCACACCAUGCAAACGGGCGGAGACGAACAAGUGAAAGGUUUUUAGACGUCAUUUCACCCCGAUGACACCAUGGAUGAGGAGAUGCUGAUUCUAGAAGUCUAGAAGUAGAUUUCCUCCUCUGGAAGGACACAAUCUACUGCUUAUAUGUCUAUGUGUCUGUCUUUAGAGAGACGACUCGUUAUCGAGCGAUUGAACGUGAAUCCGCGGGUUCUUGUGAGUUCUCAGAUUACAGCUGUCCGUAAUCCACCAUGAAAUUCGGCUCAUGGAACGAAAUGGUGGAUGGCGAAAACCUCCACCGUUGCGGAUCAGAGCGGUUCUGGAUUUGGUGAAAAUUGGGGGUUAGGUCUAGGCGCUGGUUGUCUACUCAGUAGCUCAGGAGGUAGAGCGGUCGUCCAAUAACCAGCAGGUUGGCGGUUCAAUUCCCCCCUAUCCUGAGUCUGUCCGUCGUGUCCUUGGGCGAGACACUUAACCCACCGUACUCCCAGUGUGUGUCCUCCACUGGUGUGUGAUUGUGAGUGUUGUGUGGUGGUGGUCAGAGAGACCGUAGACGUAAACUGGCAGCCAUGUUUCUGUCAGUCUGCCCCAGGUCAGCUGUGACUACUAAGGUAGUUUACCACCGCCAAGGUGUGACUGUGUGAGCGAAUGAAUGAUGGAUCCAAUGUAAAGCACUUUGAGGGUCUCUGAUAAAGCGCUAUAUGAAAUCUGAUGCGUUAUUAUUAUUAUUAUUAUAAAGGUAGAACAGAAAAACGUCAGCGCUCGUUCAGAGAACAAACCGUUUCUCUUCGGUCAGAAUCAGGAUGUAAUUUUAGACUUUUCCUGAAACAAAGCAGGACGACAAAUGAAGCUCAGAUAGGAAAUCUAUGUGAACAUCUAGACUCCUGCGUUGAACUCGGCUCUCUGUGACGAGGUUCUUCAUGGUCAGCGGAGAUGAAACGAAUAAAAACAAGUUGAGUUUAGUGACGCUUGUCGAGGGUCAGCCCGGUUUAAAUCAUGAUCUCUGAAGAGGUUACUGAAGGUCAGGUCUGUGUGUGUGUGUGUGUGUGUGUGUGUGUGUGUGUGUGUGUGUGUGUGUGUGUGUGGUCUCCCUGACUCUAAAACAGGUUGAGAUCUUAAAGGCGUCCAGCCGCCUGCCUGAGGCGUCUGCAGGAUUGAUUGUAUAAUAGUGAUCAGUGUGAACAGGCUGAACGCUGUGAGACUGCUGUGGGAUUGUGGGAUUGUGUUUUGGAAGCCUGAAUAAUCAGUGGAUUGAUUUCUCCCUGAUGUACCUGCGGUCAAUCACACUCAUCAGGACGCCAAGAAAAUGAGGCAUCGAUGUUCUCAGAGGCUGAAACACAAAGUCGUGUGUCUGAUGGUUCGAAAUUCCUCUGAACAAACGCUCAGAGCUGCCAAACCUCCUGUCAUUAUUCUUCUGUUUUACUACAGAAACUUGUUCCUGAAACUGUUUUUGUUUACAGCUCUGCAAACAGAGAAAUCAGUUUGAGCGGCUGAGGAAGCAUCAACAACGAGACCGAAACAGACGUCCAACAUGACCACGUCUGUUUCUGACAGAUUAUACAGAAUAAUUAUAAAGACCUGCUGUAGAUUCAGUUUUUUCUGCAUUUGUGGUCUGAACAUUAAAGAUCAGGACUCAGCAGGAUUUGGUGUCUGCAGACCGAUGACCAGGAAACCAGAGAGACUAUUUACAGAGAAACUGAGACCUCCUGUGAUGCCUCUGUGUAACUUCACAAUGAAGCAAACCGCCGACCUCCACCUUCAUCCUGAUGGUCUCCUAAAAGGUCGUAUCCUCGGAUCGUAGCUGAUCGUAACCAUUCAAGUUAACGUGUCAAUUUACACCGACUUCUUUCCGUUCCUCUGCGGAUCGCCGGACUCCUCAGCUGAUCACAAGAGUUCGACAUUACACAUUUCAACUGUGGUCAGAAUCUGGUUUUGGAUCAUCUGAAGAAUCAUCUGAAGGUCUUCCCUGAAAAUUCUUUGUCUGGAUGGACGCAGAUGUUGCUCUUAAACCUGGAGAUCUUGUUUAAAACUGAGGAUGCAGCAUCUAUGAUUUCCAGUUCUUUGUUGAAAGGACAGUUGGACCUACUUGGGACGUCCCAGGUAGGUCCAACUGUCCUUUCCAAAAGAGUGUUACCCCCAAUCUCCACCUUCAUCCUGAACGUCCACCAUGCAAACGGGCGGAGACGAACAAGUGAAAGGUUUUUAGACGUCAUUUCACCCCGAUGACACCAUGGAUGAGGAGAUGCUGAUUCUAGAAGUCUAGAAGUAGAUUUCCUCCUCUGGAAGGACACAAUCUACUGCUUAUAUGUCUAUGCCACAAAAUUCACCUCCCAAACGGAUCCGGUAGGAAUUGGCAGAUGGCGAACGUCACUGUCGUUCCGGAUCAGAGCGGUUCCGGAUGUGGUGAGCAGGUUCAUGUCUCUAAAUAAAACCUUUUAACAGUCAAACUGAGACUCACCUGAUCCCCGACAGCGGUGCGGUGCGGUGCGGUGCGGCUCACGUCGAUGAUGCUGAAGGAUCAGAAUUGAAUCUAAAACUGUGAUUAUUAAAUGUCAAACAAAUUCAUGACAGGUUCCCUCUCUGCUCCUGGAGAAACGGACUUCAAAUGUUCAGUUUGGGGUUUAUUUGUGCCGUUCAAACCAAAGUAUUGACCUGUAGCUCUGAAUGAAAGCGGCGCUCUGUCAGUAAACACGAGCUGCUCGUUAAAAAGCCUGCGCCUCCAUCCCAAGGUUGUAAUUUAAGCUUUUUAUGUAGUCGCUCGGUGUCGGUGAAAAGCAUUCCUCCUCUUCUUUCAUUCAGGCGGCUUUUAAAGACUCUGAAAUGGAAAUGGAUUUUUUUUCCUGAGAACCCAAAGAAAGAGAGUUCAGACGGAGAGCUGUGCAAACAUGCAUCACUGAAAAGAUGUUGUGAAAAUCAGUGACAGCAAACCCAACAUUUCUCCAUAUUUGGCAGAAGGUCUUUUGUCAGAGACUGGAGGGUUUGAGUUUAUUUGAACUGUUGGACAAAAAUACUGUGGAAGAUAAAACAUGAGCCUAAAAAGCCUUAAAUGGACCUGAAGGACAAUCUGUACCGAGAAAUCAACAAUCUGAGCGAGAGAGAGCAGCAGGACCACCGGAGGAACCACGAGAGGAAGAGGAAGACAGCCCUCAGUUCAGGUCAGGAGGUCGUCCUGAAGGGACCAGGGCGGGAGCAGCAGGUGACGAGCUGUUCUGAUUGGAUAUUACUCCCCGUCUAUUCAGUGGUGGGUCAGAGGACCCAGGGUUCACGGGCCCCUCCUCGGCUCGGGUCGUGGAAGCAGCUUGAGUGGAUCUGACCCCAGUUUUCACCGCAGCUCCGAUCCGGAACAGCGGCGAUUUUCGCCGUCCGCCAAUUCCUACUGGAUCCGUUUGUGAGGCGGAUUUAAUGUUGGAUCACAGAGAGCAGGAAUCAUGAGAACUCCAGAGUCGUCUCUCUAAAGACAGACACAUAGACAUAUAAGCAGUAGAUUGUGUCCUUCCAGAGGAGGAAAUCUACUUCUAGACUUCUAGAAUCAGCAUCUCCUCAUCCAUGGUGUCAUCGGGGUGAAAUGACGUCUAAAAACCUUUCACUUGUUCGUCUCCGCCCGUUUGCAUGGUGUGAAAUACGAUCCUCCUGAAACACAGAGUGUUUUAUUUUGAAAAGAAGCCGGAUGUUUUAUUUUGUGUCUGUGCCCGACUUCCUUUCCAGCACGGGUUAAUCUGUGCUGAAUUUAUCCGCCAUGCUCCGGCGUCCAGAAAAAAUAGAACUCUUGUGAUCAGCUGAGGAGUCCGGCGAUCCGCAGAGGAACGGAAAGAAGUCGGUGUAAAUUGACACGUUAACUUGAAUGGUUACGAUCAGCUACGAUCGGAGGAUACGACCUUUUAGGAGACGAUCAGGAUGAAGGUGGAGGUCGGCGGUGAGAGUUUCUCUGAUCCGCAGACGUGGACCUGUGUGAGGAUCAGUCCUGGUUUAAAAACUUCACUAAACUGAGAUACUGAAGAGUGAACUGAUUGAUUGAUUGAUUGAUUGAUUGAUUGAUUGAUUGAUUGAUGAUUGAUACCUCUAACCUGACCUGACUGUAGAACAGCGGACUGUCCCUUUAAAGCGGCGGCUCUGUGUGUCUCGGCAGGGCGAGUGCUCUCAGAAGUGUCGCAGCAUGUUCGUGGUGGAGUCGAUCUGCGUCGCCUGGUUCACCCUGGAGUUCGUGCUCAGAUUCGUCAACGCUCAAAGCAAACUGGCGUUCGCCCGCGGCCCCCUCAACAUCAUUGACGCCAUUGCCAUCCUGCCGUACUACGUGUCCCUGGUAUUUGACAUCAGGGAGGAGUCUGAGGAGGACGUCAUCAUGGGGGCCGGGAGAGGAUACCUGGACAAGCUGAGUCUGAUCCUGCGUCUGCUGCGGGCGCUGAGGAUCCUGUACGUCAUGCGUCUGGCUCGCCACUCUCUGGGCCUGCAGACGCUCGGACUCACCAUGCAGCGGAGCAUCCGCGAGUUCGGCCUGCUGCUGCUCUUCGUCUGCGUCGCCGUCACCCUCUUCUCGCCACUUGUGCACCUCGCCGAGAGUGAGCUGGCGCCGUUCGCAGCCACACACCCCCAACACAGCUUCAGCAGCAUUCCCGCCUCCUAUUGGUGGGCCAUCAUCUCCAUGACGACAGUUGGAUAUGGCGACAUGGUGCCGUGGAGCAUCCCUGGACAGAUCGUCGCCCUCACCAGCAUUCUGAGCGGCAUCCUCAUCAUGGCGUUUCCCGCCACCUCCAUCUUCCACACCUUCUCCCGCUCGUACCAGGAGCUGAAGCAGGAGUACGAGCGUCUGUGGAAGGAGGAGCGAGGGGAGGAGAUCGCCGCCGAGUCCGAGGGGAGCUGGUCAAAGGCAGAUCUGUCGCCCGAUGAGCUCAUGUCCAUGGAAAAUGACGUUCUGAUGUCAGACAGGGGUCACCAGUCGACUCUCCCGUCUACGGCGUUCUGA